AUGGGAUCGAGUGUCCCGUCGAAACGUGGUGAUAUCUUUAAAAUGUGCGCGAAAUGGUGGACAUCGUCCGCCUCGAUCACUGAACUGUCUCGUGCGUCGAAAGCCUUGGGAAUUUUUGAGCUUACUCUCAUGUCCAUUGCGCCGACAAUAUUCACGAACGACCACUGGAUCCAGUACAUCACGGGCCAGCCGGUCAAGUGGAUUCCGGCUCACCACACAAGACUCCUACACCCGAAUACUUUCCUCCGGCUUCUCCGUUCGGACCUCGGGUCCCUCUGUAUACAGCAGUGGCGAGAAGUGCAGUGGCAAGCGACCUCGCCACUCGCUGCUAAAGUUUCCGAGAUUUCCACCGCUCCAUGGAGCAACGUGAGUGUUCUCACCGUGAACACAAACGGCAUCAAGAAUAACGGUCACCUCUUUAUCGAGAAAAUGCUCUCCAAGUACUCAUUGGCAUGCGCCCAAGAAACCAAGUUCGGUUGUAGCUCGCAUCUUUCCAAUUUCACAUUCCACAUGGAUUCAAGCUUUACGAACAAGGUAUUUGUGGAUGAUCCUAACUCUCUGUUGCAUCAACCCACGCGUGGUCGGUGCAAUGGAGUGCUCACAAUGAUCCGCUCCGACUUCCCUGGCUUUGAUACAGCCAUGAUAGUUCCCUCUGUCGCGGUCCAGGGUCGCUAUCUCGUCGUGAAGUUAAUGGUCGAGGACUCUCCUGUUUACAUCCACAAUGUGUACGCCCCUGUUGAUCGCCGCGAGAAGCAUCAAUUCUUCUCACAAUUGGACACGGCGGAGUUUGAGGACCACGCGACGCACUUGGUGCUGGGAGACCUCAACACGCCGCUCGAUCCUCGUCUCGACUCUUGUUCAUCCGACCGACGUCAUGACCCUGGACGGUUAAGCUGUCUCGAGUGGCUGUCACAGCUCGGGGUUGUUGACGCCUGGCGGAUACAUCAUGACACCAAGCGCGUCUUCACUGGCCCCCUACCCCGGAGAAUUCGAUUGGACUACAUUUUACUAUCGGACGACUUCUGCACGCGCUUCUACGGUGACUCCAAGUACUUCCUACCCCAGCAUGCGGGUGAUCAUCUCGCCCAAAGUUUGCUCUUGCAUUCAGGAGAGCAGCUACACGGCCACAAUUACUGGAAGUUCCCGCGUUAUUUACUGGAGUAUCCAGUUGUUGUACAGGCCAUCGAGCACGAGGCUGACAUGGUCCUUGAGCAAUUGCGUAUCGCUACUAACCCGGGCAAGGUCUGGGAGAAAUGGAAGGUCCGCAUCAAGCGUCAACUACAAGAUGUUCAAGCGAAGCUCCGGCAGCAGAACUCGCAAGCAGUACUGGAAGCUCGAAGUCAGCUUGACCGGGCCGCGUCCGUAUACCGUGUGUCUGCAGCCGUCUCCGACCGCGAAAUCUUUAAUGAGGCACUCCGAAAUUACAAGGAUAUCGUAACUUGGGAGAGCCGGCACAAUCAAGACAAGUCGUUUGACUUCCAAGUGGCCAACUCUGAGAAGUCUACUCGCCAUUUCUUUCGUCCGGUCGACACGACCUUGCGGCGAGUCUCCAUCGAAGAAGUGGACACACCAGGCAGAGGUGUCUCCAAGAACCCGCUCGAGAUCUCUCUCCGUUUUCUCGAGCACUGGGGAUCAAUGAUGGGAGACCCAUGCAGCCCGACCGGUACAGCCCCUCCUCAUGACGACGUGAUGCAGCAAAAGCUGCUCAACUCGAUCACCCGCGUUGUUUCCGAUGUUGAUCAUGUCAUUCUCAAUGCUCCGGUCACACCUACGGACCUGGCGGCAGCGAUUCGCCACAUGAAGUCCACGUCAGCGCCGGGUAUGGAUGGGCUGACGGCUGGAUUUUACCAGGUGGCUCCGGAUGUGUUCGGCGCAUGCUUGAGCCUUGUGUUUAACAAUCGCCUACUACACGGUACACUGCUUCCAUCGCAGCGCAAAUCAGCGGUAGUCCUACUACACAAGAACGGAUCCCGUGCUUCCCCUGGAAACUACCGACCCAUCUCACUCAUGCAGGUUGACGUGAAGGUGCUUUCCAAAGCUCUAACGUACCGGCUGCAGCACGUCAUUAUGGACCUGAUUCAUCCUGAUCAAAAGGGAUUUGUCAAGGGCCGUUCGAUACACCAUCAUGUUCGGUUUCUUGCGGAUCUACAAAAUCUCGUGACGGCAAUGGAUGACGACGCGUACGCUUUAUUUUUGGAUUUUGAAAAAGCAUUUGAUCGCGUAAACUGGACAUACAUGUUUCGACUGCUCGAGCGCAUAAGACUCGGCGCGGAGUUUCUCCAGUGGAUUCACCUACUGUAUCAUAAACCGCAAGCUCACCUAGUGAUCAACCAGAACAUCCAGCCAGCGCUUUUUCCGAUGAGGGGCGUCAAGCAGGGGGACCCACUGUCGGCGCUGCUCUUUGUACUGACGAUUGAACCACUAGGAAACCUUCUCCGGUCUCAUGAAGAAUAUGGCGUGUGUGUGAGCGCGGAUCACACCUGCACCAGCACGUUCUUUGCGGAUGACUCGACACUUCUGGGAAGCUCAAUCACGAACAUACAAGCGCAGCUUGAGCUUGUGGAUGAGUACUGCCGUGGAUCUGGUGCAAAGCUUAAUUUAUCGAAGUCUGUCUUGUUGGCGCUUAAUAGGAAUCACGACUGUCCGAUACUUCCAGGAGUGAAAGUGCUCGGUCGCAUGGAGCCGGUGAAGUAUCUCGGAAUCUUGGUCAGCCAGUCGUGUGAUAAUGAUGAAACUGUGGAGUUCCUUGAUCAGCGCUUUUACGAUGGAUUUAAGGCUUGGUACCGGCGUGCAAGAACGCUUCGUGGCAGGCUUUUGAUAGCUCAAACUAUGGUCCUCUCUGGAUUAUGA
This is a messenger RNA of Peronospora matthiolae, 2850 nucleotides long. The record is from the annotation of a GenBank genome assembly. NCBI's taxonomy places the organism in Eukaryota, Oomycota, Peronosporomycetes, Peronosporales, Peronosporaceae.